Salmo salar (Atlantic salmon) is the source of this 4541-nucleotide messenger RNA. The record is from RefSeq and is a predicted model, not a curated record. NCBI's taxonomy places the organism in Eukaryota, Metazoa, Chordata, Actinopteri, Salmoniformes, Salmonidae.
UCAAUAAAGUAAGUGAAGAGAGGGGAGGGAGGAGUAAUGGAGGGAAAACAUGUCAAUAGCUAAAGUUUGCCCAUAGAGUAAUUCAACCGAUAUUGAGAGACUGUCUAAUACUCGCGCACUAUUUGAUUACUAAAAACUAAAUUCAGUAUCGAAAAUAGACCAACUAGCUGGAUUUGGUGUAUCCUAUUUUCUGAAUUCGACUCCUCGAAGGAGCAAAACUAUUUCAAGAAUUCCCAUGGCAUAGUCUAAAGUAUACUUUUUGGAAAGCAGCUGAAACCUUCAAGAAAUAAAGUCUAACAUCUGGAUACUGUGCGAGGAAGAUGACUCAUUCUUGCCAGGAAUCGUGUAAAUAUAUCUGAGAGCGAUCUUAUUCUUCAAGAGCAAACCUAACGAGGAUGAACGGCGGCGGAGGGUGUGUGCCGUUAUUUGUUCUUCUGUUGAUGGAUAUAGCUACAAUGCUAGGCCUACCUGUGCCAGCGUUUCAGUUUUUGAAGAGCCCGGCCAACGUAACGUUAUCCCUGGGUAAGCCGGUACAGGUGGUCUGUUCUCUCCAGGGAGAUGGGGGUGGAGAGGAGCCUCCGGAUGUGGUGUGGUUGAGGGACGGUCAAUCCCUGGAUUACGCUGACACCAAUCAAGUGCAAGUGCCUGUCACUGAAGGAGGUUGGCUGACCAUCAGUGAACUCAGAAUUGAUCAUGUGAAGCUGUCAGACAUUGGGAGAUACUGUUGUAUGGCAACAGUGGGGAGGAAGGACUUGAUGUCUCAGGAGGGGCACAUUCAGCUGGAGGGAAUCCCACAUUUCUCAGUGAAGCCUCAUGACGUGACAGUGGCGGCCACUGCUAGCCUCAGCCUGCAGUGUUUGGCCCAUGGGCCUCCAGAACCUGUCAGGAUCAUCUGGCUGCAGAACGGAGGACCACUCAACACGCUACAGGACCCGGUGUCCCAUUCUCCCUCUACUCUCAAUAUCACAGGCCUCAACCAUACCAGCAGCUUCUCCUGUGAAGCACAUAACAGUAAAGGUGUGGCUACCUCAGCCUCUGGAACUGUGACAGUGGUUCCCUCCCAGGCACAGAAAGUCCAAGUUGUAGAGGUCACCAACUCUUCCCUACACAUCUCCUGGGAGCCUGGCUUUGGAGGGGUAUAUCCUGUCUCUGUGUGUUCUAUACAGGCAGCUCUGUCUGGUCCUGACCUCAACACGUUGCAUAAUCUCCUGAUCCAUAAUCAGAAUGUCAAUGUACCACCUGCUCAACACCUGAUCCCUGAACUCAAGCCCUACACCUUCUAUGACGUGAGGGUGGCUUGCCGUAGUAGUCAAGGUGCUUCCCCGUGGACACCAUGGGUAACACUGCGCACCGCUGAAGGAGUGCCAGAGGCAGCACCAGACAACGUGAGUGGACUGUUUAAUGGAACAGAUGUUAUUGCCAGCUGGUCCAAGCCACCAGGCAGAUUAAAUGGCCAAAUACUGGGCUACAGAGUGGAAUACCUCACUGCUAACAUGUCCCAGGCUGUUAUGGAGUCAGUUCAGUCCUCUGAGCUAGCUAUCCCUCUCUCCAGCCUCCUGGACAGUGUGUCCCUGAGUGUGAGUGCCUGUACUGUUGCAGGUUGCGGCCCCUGGAGCCCAGUCCAAUCCUUCAAACAGAAACAGCCUGAUGUGUCCCUCCAUCAGGCAUUCUCCUGGCAUUGGUGGUAUGUGGUCAUGGGGAUUUCUGUCAGUCUGGCCUUGAUAGGGUUCAUCCUAUAUGCAAUUAUAUUGCGACAAAGAGAGACAUGCUUUGGGAAGGCCUUUUACCCAAUGAGGAACGCUGGUGGGGAUUUUGUGGUGAGAUACAGUGCAGGACGCACCUACAAUCGGCAGUCAAAUGAAGCCACAUUGAGCAGCCUGGUGAUUAGUGAUGAAUUGAAGCAGAAGUUGCAGGACGUGAUGGUGGACAGUCACAAGCUGACCCUGGGCAAGACCCUUGGAGAGGGGGAGUUUGGCUCUGUCCUGGAAGGGCUUCUGGUGCACCAACAGACUGUCCUCAAAGUAGCUGUGAAGACCAUGAAGAUUUCCAUCUGCACUCGCACUGAGAUGGAGGACUUCCUCGGGGAGGCUGCUUGUAUGAAGGAGUUUGACCACCCCAACAUCAUGAGACUCCUUGGGGUGUGUCUGCAGGCAGCAGAGAGAGGAGGCUACCCCUCCCCCAUAGUCCUCUUGCCCUAUAUGAAGCAUGGGGACCUGCACAGUUUCCUGCUCUACUCUCGACUUGGGGACAAUCCUUUGUCCCUGCCUUCUCAGAUGCUGGUGAAGUUCAUGACAGACAUCGCACGGGGAAUGGAAUACCUGAGCAACAAGAGGUUCAUCCAUAGAGACCUGGCAGCGCGAAACUGCAUGCUGAAUGAGAAUAUGACUGUCUGUGUGGCUGAUUUUGGCCUUUCCAAGAAGAUCUAUAACGGGGACUACUAUAGACAAGGACGCAUUUCAAAGAUGCCAGUGAAAUGGAUCGCCAUUGAGAGCCUGGCAGACAGAGUUUACACCACCAAGAGUGAUGUGUGGUCGUUUGGAGUGACUACGUGGGAGAUAGCCACUCGGGGGCAGACGCCCUACCCUGGAGUGGAAAACAGUGAGAUGUACGACUACCUUAGACAGGGAAACCGCCUCAAACAGCCCCCUGGCUGCCUGGACAUCAUCUACUUCCUGAUGUUCUCCUGCUGGCUGCUGAGUCCUAAGGACCGCCCAGGGUUCCCCUCUCUGCGCUGUGACCUGGAGAAAGCCCUGGAGGAGAUGCCUGAGCAGGAGGAGGCAGAUGACCUGCUCUAUGUCAACAUGGAAGAGCCCUCAGGCUCUCUGUUAGGGGCCAUUGGGGGCUGGGAGCCCUUUGGACAGCCUCACCCGUCCUACUGGAAGAACAUGGGCAAUCUGGAAACAAUCCAGGUGCAUCAUCAUAAUCAUCAUGAUCAUGCAGAACGCUAUGUUCUCUGCCCUCAGCACGAGGCCCAGCCCUAUCUCAAUGACUCUAUGGACAACACUCAGCACGAGGCCCAGCCCUAUCUCAAUGACUCUGUGGACAGCCCUCAGCACAAGGCCCAGCCCUAUCUCAAUGACUCUGUGGACAGCCCUCGGCACGAGGCCCAGCCCUAUCUCAAUGACUCUAUGGACAACCCUCAGCACGAGGCCCAGCCCUAUCUCAAUGACUCUGUGGACAGCCCUCAGCACGAGGCCCAACCCUAUCUCAAUGACAGUGUGGACAGCCCUCAGCACAAGGCCCAGCCCUAUCUCGAUGACUCUGUGGACAGCCCUCAGCACAAGGCCCAGCCCUAUCUCAAUGACUCUGUGGACAGCCCUCAGCACAAGGCCCAGCCCUAUCUCAAUGACUCUGUGGACAGACAGCCCUCAGCACAAGGCCCAGCCCUAUCUCAAUGACUCUGUGGACAGACAGCCCUCAGCACAAGGCCCAGCCCUAUCUCAAUGACUCUGUGGACAGACAGCCCUCAGCACAAGGCCCAGCCCUAUCUCAAUGACUCUGUGGACAGCCCUCAGCACGAGGCCCAACCCUAUCUCAAUGACUCUGUGGACAGCCCUCAGCACAAGGCCCAGCCCUAUCUCAAUGACUCUGUGGACAGCCCUCAGCACAAGGCCCAGCCCUAUCUCGAUGACUCUGUGGACAGCCCUCAGCACGAGGCCCAACCCUAUCUCAAUGACUGUGUGGAUAGCCCUCAGCACAAGGCCCAGCCCUAUCUCGAUGACUCUGUGGACAGCCCUCAGCACAAGGCCCAGCCCUAUCUCAAUGACUCUGUGGACAGCCCUCAGCACAAGGCCCAGCCCUAUCUCAAUGACUCUGUGGACAGACAGCCCUCAGCACAAGGCCCAGCCCUAUCUCAAUGACUCUGUGGACAGCCCUCAGCACGAGGUUCAACCCUAUCUCAAUGACUCUGUGGACAGCCCUCAGCACAAGGCCCAGCCCUAUCUCAAUGACUCUGUGGACAGCCCUCAGCACAAGGCCCAGCCCUAUCUCGAUGACUCUGUGGACAGCCCUCAGCACAAGGCCCAGCCCUAUCUCAAUGACUCUGUGGACAGCCCUCAGCACAAGGCCCAGCCCUAUCUCAAUGACUCUGUGGACAGCCCUCAGCACAAGGCCCAGCCCUGUAUCAAUGUCUCUAUGGACAGCAUGAGCUGGAUGGCCUCCUCUUCGAGCCCCACUUUGCAGCUCCAGGCAUCCCGCUCCUCCUCUCUCCUGCUGGACGGACAGGUCAAGAAUGGGACCGGAGGGUGUUCAGGCAGUGAGGCUUAGAGAAAAUACACAGUGACUACCAGUGGUUGUUUAGAAAUACUGAAAAAUGUGGACUCAAAUUCACUUUUUAUUGAAAUACUGUUGUGUAGUCAAAUGAACAUGCUCUAAAGAAAUCAUUGAUUUGUUGUUCCCAAUAUUAAGUUAAGAAAUCAAAUCACCUAAUUCAUUGGCAGUGACUGUGUGUUAUAAAUUGGUAUAAUCUUCUACUGAAAGAAAGCUACAUCAAACUGCAAGUGCAUCAAUACCUUUAUUUAAUAAACCAAUGAACAAACUCA